This is a messenger RNA of Budorcas taxicolor (takin), 1074 nucleotides long. RefSeq names its product glucose-6-phosphatase catalytic subunit 1 (gene G6PC1). Gene Ontology annotation, biological process: glucose 6-phosphate metabolic process; gluconeogenesis. Gene Ontology annotation, cellular component: membrane. NCBI's taxonomy places the organism in Eukaryota, Metazoa, Chordata, Mammalia, Artiodactyla, Bovidae. Gene Ontology annotation, molecular function: glucose-6-phosphatase activity. The record is from RefSeq and is a predicted model, not a curated record. The coding region runs from base 1 to 1074 and encodes 357 amino acids. The transcript has 5 exons.
AUGGAGAAGGGAAUGAACGUUCUACAUGACUUUGGGAUCCAGUCAACACAUUACCUCCAGGUGAAUUACCAGAACUCCCAGGAUUGGUUCAUCUUGGUGUCUGUGAUUGCAGAUCUCAGGAAUGCCUUUUAUGUCCUCUUCCCCAUUUGGUUCCAUCUUCGAGAAGCUGUGGGCAUCAAACUCCUCUGGGUAGCUGUGAUUGGAGAUUGGCUCAACCUCGUCUUUAAGUGGAUUCUCUUUGGACAGCGCCCAUACUGGUGGGUUUUGGACACCGACUACUACAGCAACACCUCGGUGCCGCUGAUAAAGCAGUUCCCGGUCACCUGUGAGACUGGCCCAGGGAGUCCCUCUGGCCACGCCAUGGGUACAGCAGGUGUAUACUAUGUGAUGGUCACAUCUACCCUCUCUAUCUUUCGCGGAAAGAGAAAGCCAACCUAUAGAUUUCGGUGCUUGAAUGUCAUGUUGUGGUUGGGAUUCUGGAUCGUGCAACUGAAUGUCUGCCUGUCACGAAUCUACCUUGCUGCUCAUUUUCCCCAUCAAGUUGUUGCUGGAGUCUUGUCAGGCAUUGUGGUUGCUGAGACUUUCCGCCACAUCCAGAGCAUCUACAAUGCCAGUCUCAAGAAGUACUUUCUCAUCACCUGCUUCCUGUUCAGUUUCGCCGUUGGAUUUUACCUGCUGUUAAAGUGGCUGGGGGUCGACCUGCUAUGGACUCUAGAGAAAGCCAAGCGAAGGUGUGAGCGGCCAGAGUGGGUCCACAUUGACACGACGCCCUUUGCUAGCCUCCUCAAGAAUCUGGGGACCCUCUUUGGCUUGGGUCUGGCUCUCAACUCCAGCAUGUACCGGGAGAGCUGCAAGGGCAAGCUUAGCAAGUCGUUCCCAUUUCGCCUCAGCUGCAUCGUGGCCUCCCUCAUCCUCCUGCACCUCUUUGACUCUUUGAAACCCCCCUCCCAAAUUGAGCUGAUCUUCUAUGUCCUGUCCUUCUGCAAGAGUGCAGCGGUGCCCCUGGCAUCUGUCAGCCUCAUCCCCUACUGCCUCGCCCGGGUGCUGGGCCAGCCCAACAAGAAGACUUUGUAA